AUGUACCCAGAAUUUGUGAAUGAUAAGCCUCCAGUAGUUACUCUUGCUGAGUACGAUGGUGCCUCUUGGGCCUCUACUACCUGUUUGGAUUUCAGAAACAACCAGUAUGUAGUCGUGAUAAUGGAAGAGCCAGAAAAGGUUGUGGCAGUCAUUGAUUCUAAGGAUUAUGCUGUGUUGAACAGAAUUUUUCAAAGUGCACAUGCUCAGCAUGCUGAACAGCUGAAGUAA
This is a messenger RNA of Scheffersomyces stipitis CBS 6054, 228 nucleotides long. RefSeq lists its product as uncharacterized. NCBI's taxonomy places the organism in Eukaryota, Fungi, Ascomycota, Pichiomycetes, Serinales, Debaryomycetaceae. The transcript has a single exon. The coding region runs from base 1 to 228 and encodes 75 amino acids. The record is from RefSeq and is a predicted model, not a curated record.